Molecule: messenger RNA, 2556 nt
Organism: Penicillium coprophilum
Lineage: Eukaryota; Fungi; Ascomycota; Eurotiomycetes; Eurotiales; Aspergillaceae
Product: RING-H2 finger protein
Exons: 3
Coding region: 1-2556 (851 amino acids)
Biological process (GO): protein ubiquitination
Molecular function (GO): ubiquitin protein ligase activity
Source: RefSeq, a predicted model, not a curated record
AUGGGACAGUUCUCUUCUACACAACGUGAUUCAUCCAAUACUGGCUAUCCGGCACAUCUUCCACCUUUCUCGAUACAGCGUGGCCCCAACACGAGGGAUGAAGAAGAAAUGAAUCAUAGACAGGCAGCUGAACACAAUGGAGAGGGUGAUUUAUCACCCCGGACCGAUAUGAACACACACACAAGGAGCGACCAAGAUAUGCCAUCCGACCGGCCAGGCCGGUUCUCUGCUGGCGGUUCGCAACCCAUGCGGAGUAUUGAGGAGGAGGACGGGCCCGAGUAUGAGCUCCCACCCCGGGAAUACCGCACCGCGGCAUUUGCUCGAAUGGCAGCACGAAGACAAUCCACCAUGUCAAGACUAGGGUCUAGGCUUCUCCCUAAUUCAGUUAUCCGUGGACUUCUUAACAGUCAAGAAGAAACUCCAGCGGAGGGACAUGCACAUCGACAUGGCCUAAUUCAUAUGCCCAUUCCAAGAUCCGAGGCUGCCCACGCAUCCGGUCGGUUUAGUGCGUUCAACUCCCUUGGCUCUAGAGGAAUCACUCGGCGCCGAUCCGCUAGAGCACCAUAUUUUAUUCCACCCCGCGCGGAGUCCGCUGGAAUUCCAGAUGCUGCACCAGCAACCCCGCCAUAUAUCGACUCUCCAUCUCAAAUACCCGAGCCCACAAGAGCAUCGUGGCGCCGAAGUGUCAGGCUACAACGAAUGCGCCAUUCGAUUUCAUCUCCCAUUUCACACAUGUUCGGUCAGGCGCACUCAGAUUUGCGGCCCCACGAAAGCCCGGAAUAUCCAAUGUCAGAUUCAUUAUAUGACGAUCGGGACAUGGACACGCGUCUGGACUUCGGCGAGCAGCCUCAUGAACUUGAUUCGGUAGAACCGGCCAUCCAGGCUGUGGAGCCGGAAACCGGUUCAUCUCCUACCCAGCCGAGUCCUGCUUUGAUGCGUCGAUUGCCUGGGAUCAUCCGAGCGAGAUCAUCUAGAGUCCUGCGACGAGAGGAGCAAACACCUCUGUCAAGAGUUCUUCAGCUCGCCGCAUCCGCAAUUGCAGCCCAACUAUCUGGCACAGCCGGCCCUGCGUUGCCUAAUAUACAGGCAUUGGGCAACGAUGGAUUAGAUGGCUCUUUGGAGAAUUUCAUUCAGAGUUUGCAGCACGCGACUUCUGCGCAGGCUCAGCCGACUACGACAGGGGAGGGACCGAGCAAUGCUGGAAAUGAAGCACCCUCACAUCCCGUCAAUUUCUUGCGUGUGUUCCGAUUUGCCAAUUCCGAGCCACCCACGGGCCCAAGCGCUUCAGGGCAGAGCGUGAAUGGUGUGGGCGAACGUGGGACCCAAAACGAUGGGAUGGAUAUCGAUGAGCCUGCUGAAGGCGAAGGACGAACAGUUACAUUGGUUGUUGUUGGAGUUCGGUCUGUCCCGGCUGGGAACGGAGGGAAUACUGAACAACCACAACAACAACAACCUACAAGUCCAGGCCCCGGUUUAGAUGCUCUACUUGGCCUACCCUUUUUGCCACCCAAUAACAUUCCACGGCCUCAAGAUGCCGCUGGUGACACUACCCAACGGGGCGAUGUGCGAUCCAGAUUGCACUUUCCUCGGCACCCAGGUCAUGCAGGACUACACAACCCCGCCGGAGCUACAGAUUUCCCUCGCCCAUCAGUCCCCAACGCCUUUAGAAGAAUGUCUGAUGCCGGGCCCCGUGCUGCAUUCCCGUCCUAUCAUCCCUCUGGUUUCUCUGAAAGUCCUCCGGGUCCGCACCCACCUCCAUCAACCCCAGCAGAACAAGGAGUUUCUGGUUUGUCCUCCGGCACUUCCACCCCGAGCCGGAGACCCUCCUCUGCCUCAGCAAUUACACCAGAUGUUUUACCCCACCUCCAUGAAGACCAGGCAAUGCAACCGUCGGCGGAGACUUUGGAAGGGCCUAUGGCCUUCAAUACUGCCCGUCAGCGACGCCGAAGUGACUCUGAAUAUGCCCGUCAUCGGGCCCUAGGCUCUGGCGCUGUUCGACGCAAUGGCAUGGUCGAACCCGAUCAACCCACACCAAGUGGAGGACGCAGUUGGUUAAUCUAUGUUGUUGGAACUAAUCUCUCUGAAAACCACCCGGCUUUGACGACACCAAGCCUGUUCACUGAUAACCCUACCUACGAGGACAUGAUCCUACUUUCAUCACUGUUGGGUCCAGCCAAACCUCCCGUUGCCUCUCAAACCGACGUCAAUUCCGCCGGCGGACUGUUCCGUCUCGUUGAGUAUGCGGGCUCCUUGGUCGCCGAAGCUGUGGAAGGCGCUAGCGCCAUUCAAAUCCAAGACGGAGAGCGCUGUUUGAUCUGCUUGAGUGAUUAUGAGGUGGCCGAGGAAGUUCGAGAGCUGGGUAAAUGCAAACAUGUCUUCCACAAGGACUGCAUAGACCAGUGGUUAACCACUGGGAGAAACUCUUGUCCUCUGUGUCGAGGUCAAGGAGUCAACGAAGCUCCUGGUAACGACUCCAACACCGACAACCCGGCACCCAAUACUGCUCCUCCCCCUGCUUCUGCGCCUGCUCCAACUCCAGAUGGCACAGCCGUCUGA